Messenger RNA from Jatropha curcas, 455 nucleotides. RefSeq lists its product as uncharacterized. NCBI's taxonomy places the organism in Eukaryota, Viridiplantae, Streptophyta, Magnoliopsida, Malpighiales, Euphorbiaceae. The record is from RefSeq and is a predicted model, not a curated record. Gene Ontology annotation, molecular function: metal ion binding.
AAAAACCUUAUGGCAUCCUGGGCUAAGAAGAAGCUUCUUAAAGCCAAAUUCAGAAUCUACAAUAGACUACCCCUUCCUCCUCCAGCCACUUCCCCAGCAAUCUCUCCGCCGGUGGAAGAAGUUGUUUUAGCAGCUCAUUUAGGAUGUGCCAAAUGCCAAAAGAAGGUGGCUGACGCAAUUUCAAGAAUUGGUGAAAUGGAAUCUAUAAUAGUUCAUGUAUUGGAAAAGAAAGUGAUACUUACUCCUACAUCCAUGGCUAAAGGUUCCUUUAUUGUUGGGAAAGCCUCCGACCCACUGCUGCUUUAUUCACAUUCCAUUUAUAAAUAACAAACUUACUUCUUCAUCUUGUUUGUAUGUGUUAUUUUUGGGUUUAAUUCUCAGUUGAUUCUAUACUUUAUGAGCUUAAUUUUACCGCAGCUAACUAUAUAAAUAUAUUAUAGUAAAUUACCAUUAAA